UGAAACGGACAAUUCCCAAAUUCUUUUUUUUUCUUCUUUCCAGUCCAGUCUGCUGUGGACAGGACAGCAUGGGAUGUUCCACCAGUUCCCAGACUUCAGCAGUUGACUCAACCAAACCUGGAGUUAAACCUGAGGAGACCAACGGAACUAUCGCCACAGUGACUGCUAACGGCAAUGUGGCUGAGGACAUCGAGACCAUUCCCGAUCAGACAUCAACCACUCAGACGCCGACAGAGUCUUCCGACGCGAAGCCUGCAGAUGAGACGCCAACAGAAACGACAACAACAACUGCGCCUCCUCCAGUGCAGGAGGAGCAACUGCAGCUGACAGAUGUCGAACCAGAAGCCGGACCUCCAGCAGAGACGUCUGCCACCCCUGUGACCGCACCUCCAGAAGCAACACCGACUCAAGCAGAAACCACCGAUUCAACAGAACCGAAACAUGAAACAACGGAGGAAGCACCAGCUUCUAAUGAAUGA
Molecule: messenger RNA, 479 nt
Organism: Corythoichthys intestinalis (scribbled pipefish)
Lineage: Eukaryota; Metazoa; Chordata; Actinopteri; Syngnathiformes; Syngnathidae
Exons: 4
Coding region: 69-479 (136 amino acids)
Source: RefSeq, a predicted model, not a curated record